Messenger RNA from Sorex araneus (European shrew), 4232 nucleotides. It is a transcript of the gene SNAP29, whose product is annotated as synaptosome associated protein 29. The record is from RefSeq and is a predicted model, not a curated record. Gene Ontology annotation, biological process: synaptic vesicle priming; exocytosis; synaptic vesicle fusion to presynaptic active zone membrane. Lineage: Eukaryota; Metazoa; Chordata; Mammalia; Eulipotyphla; Soricidae. The coding region runs from base 306 to 1058 and encodes 250 amino acids. Gene Ontology annotation, molecular function: syntaxin binding; SNAP receptor activity. The transcript has 5 exons. Gene Ontology annotation, cellular component: SNARE complex; plasma membrane.
GAGCCCGGUUGUCGGGCCUCGGGAGCGCGCGCCGGGGCCGCCUCCCCCCGCGCCGCUGGGCAGGAUGGUCCGCUCCGAGGGUGAGGCGGGCCGCGCGCCGCGGGCGGAAGGAGCUCGAGCUGCGUCGGCUGGUUCGAGCGGACGGCGGCGGCCGCGGAGUUGCGGCUUCCCCGGAGGCGCGUGACACCUGCCGGCUUGUCCCCGAGGGUCUCGGCCGGGCUGCGGGCAGCGCUGCGUGCCCGGGAAGGCCGUUCCUCGAGCCUGCGCCUGCGCCUACUGACCGGACCGGCGCGCGCUCGGCCCCCAUGUCGGCCUUCGCCAAGAGCUACAACCCGUUCGACGACGACGGGGACGAUGAGGGCGCCCGCGGCCUCUCGGACGGCUCCGGCCCGCCCGCCGACCGGCAGCAAUACCUGCGGCAGGAGGUGAUGCGGCGCGCCGAGGCCACGGCCGCCAGCUCGGGCAGGUCCUUGGCCCUCAUGUACGAGUCCGAGAAGAUAGGGGUGGCCGCCUCCGAGGAGCUCGUCCGCCAGCGAGGAGUCUUAGAACACACAGAGAAGAUGGUAGACAAGAUGGAUCAAGAUCUGAAAACCAGCCAGAAGCAUAUAAACAGCAUUAAGAGUGUGUUUGGGGGGCUAGUCAAUUACUUCAAACCCAAACCGGCAGAGGUCCCACCUCAGCAGAAUGGCACCCUCCCCUCCCAGCCCAGCAGCAGGUUGAAAGAAGCCAUCAGUACAAGUAAAGAGCAAGAUGCAGCGUACCAGGCCAACCACCCAAACCUCAGGAAGCUGAAUGACUCAGACCCCAUCCCUAGUGGAACUGGCUCUGCUGUGAGUUCCGACGUUUACCCAAAGAAUGCCCAACUCCGAGCCUAUCAUCAGAAGAUUGACAACAAUCUAGAUGAGCUCUCCUUAGGACUGGGCCGACUGAAGGGCAUAGCACUGGGGAUGCAGACAGAAAUCGAGGAGCAAGAUGACAUUCUGGAUCGCCUUACGAACAAAGUGGAGAAGUUAGAUGUCAACAUAAAGAGUACAGAAAGAAAAGUUCGACAACUCUAAAGAUAAAUUUCUACCCAAUUAUGAUGAAAAAGAUUUGAAAGAUCCUUUAAAUUCCUAAGAAAUUUCACUUAUUUUAUUAUGUACUUUAUAUGUGUUUGCAAUUGUUAUAAUAGAGUGGGUCUUAAGAGGCCUUGUAUGUCCCACUUUUUCUAAGAGCCAACACAUCUAAGUUCUUUGAUCUGCCCAUUUUGAGUUUUAGUCUGACAUUGUAGCCUAACUUCUGAGUCUACAAUAUUGGAAUGAGAAAAGUUACAUUUCUCACAUUAGUGACCAGAGGGAAAGAUGUAAGCAGAGAAAAGGAGAUUUGAUUAGAGUCCCAGUCUUGGGGGCCAGAGAGGUGGAUGUAUGUCAGAGCACAAGCUUUAUGUGCCUGAACCUUGGGUCAGUCCCUGGCACCUCGUGGUCCUCCAUGCACCAUGUGGGAGCAGCCUCAGCACUGCCAGGUGUGACUCAAAACAAUUAUUGUUGGACCCACCAAUCUCUCCCUACUGACUCUAUCGCAGAUCUUUCUGUGAGGGAGUGUCUGGGGACCCUGUGUGCCACUCUUCUAGAAGGGACUCCUUCCCACCCCUUCCCAUCUCCCGGUAUCAUGCAUUUUAGUGGGUAUAUAGACCUGAAAAUGUUGUCACUCUGGUACCUGGAAAUGGGAAGGAAAUUGACUAAGCCCUUUUUUCUCAACAUGGCAUUGGCUAUGUGACUUUGCUAAUUUGAUAUUGUAUCCCAUAAAUAAAACCCUUCAAAGCAAAGGAAACUUCUUUUAAGUGCUGUGGCAGUCCUUCAGUAUUUGUGUAGUAUUUGUGUAUAGAAAACUUAUCCUGUAAUACAUGACUUUCCUAAAAAUACUGACAGCCUCUUGUUCAAGCCACUUCACAGUCUUAUUUCUCCAUGUCACUGAAUAUCCCAGGAUGUGAGGACAUGAUUCAAGGUCAUCAGAAUCACACACUUGUCCUUCAGGUGAACUCAUCAUGAUUCUUCUAUGGAGAACUGGUCAAAGGAAGUGCUAAACUAUACACCCCUCACAAACAAGUGCUCAGGGCUCUCAGAAGGCUGCUCAGAAGUUGAGAGAGAGAAUAACUCCUUCUUCCAUGUAUAUCCUCAUUACUUCCUGAUUGUCAGCAUCAGACAUAGAUCCAUGAAGCUUCAACCAUUAUACUUCAGACCUAAACUUUUUUUGCAAAUAAAUGCAUGUAAAGCUGCCACCAGACAUUCUCUUCAGAGGAUGAUAUUAUCCUCCUUAGUAGAUCAGUGAUUUAACUAACGUGAAGCAAAGUAGCACUUCAUGUACCUUCCCUGUCUGUUGCUAGGCUAAAGUCAAUCCUACCCACUCAUUUUUUUCCUAUCCCAAUAAUAUGGAAAGAGUUCCCCCCCCUUAUGCUAAAAAUUUGUCUUCCAUAUCAGAGGACCUGUUACAUUAUAUCUUGUUCUUAAACAUAUCUUUAAAUUCUUGGCCAACCAACAGUCUUAAGCAAUGUGCUAUCUGGAAGCUUGUGUGUGUGUGUGUGCUCAUUCGCAUGUUUGUGCAUGUACAUGUAUGUGUACACACCUGCCACAUCCAGUGGUACUCAGAGGCUACCCUUUGUGCUGUGCCUGAGAAUUAACACUUAGGUGACCAUGGGUGCUGAGAAUUGAACCCAGGGCUCCCACAUGCAAGGCAUGAGCCCCAGCCUUUUGAACUAUUAUCUUCAGACCUCUGCUAGGUCUUUAUUCCUGCUCCCAUGCCCAGGAAAGGCUGAUUAUUUAUGGCAACUAUAAAGCAAAUUUUCUGGGCCCUGGGGCUAGCCUUGCAAACAUGAAGUUGUGAAUUUGAUUAUGUAUUGCCGUAUGUGCCAAGUUUGUGAUCUCCAGUGCACCUCAAAGAACUCUGAGCACAGUGACUGAGUAUAUGUGAAUACUACUCCCAGGAGUGCGACCCCUAGUAAGAACAUGUGUAAACACCACAACCAAGUGUGCAACCCCAUCUUUGUAAUAGCAAAAACAAGAUGGAGACCAGAGCACUAGUACAGUGGGUAGGGUGUUUGCCUUGCAUACAGCCAAACCAGGUUUGAUCACUGCCAUCUUACAUGGCCCCCCAAGCACAGCCAGGAGUGAUUCCUUUGUGCAGAGCCAGGAGUUAACCUGGACAUCACUGAGGGUGACCCCUCCCCCAAAAAAAGAUGAAGGGAGGGGAAUAAAUUGUAUGUAUAAAUUAUAUCUGUAUACACAUGUGAAAGUUCCUUGCAAUUUUAGAGAACACAGGAAGAUCUGAGGAGCUGUCAGAAUCUUUGCACUUGAUAAUGAUCAAAAAGAAAGCAUCUUUAGGGCUGGGGUAAGGUACUUGCCUUGCAUGCAGCAGGCCCGGGUUGGAUCUCCAGCACCCCACAUGGUCUCCCAAGCCCGCCAGAAAUGAUCCCCAAGUGCAGAGCCAGGAAUAAUCCCUGAGUACCACUGGGUGUGACCCAAAAAUAUUUUUUAAAAAAACACGUAUUAACAUGCCUCAUGAAGAUGCUCGUUUUGGCUAGGUUAUGGGCUUUGGUACCACAGAGAAGAUGAACUUGUCCUUGCCUUGCCACAUGGAGUCCUUAAGACAUAUCUGUGUGUAUAGUUACGCUGGAAACAAAUUGUGCCUUCCAAAAAUGUGGCUUUUCUAACUUUGGGUUGAUUAUAUGUUAAGUGUGCUACUAACUUAAAAAUAAGUGCAUUCUCUUUCAGAGGAAAUGAUUUGUAACAUCUAGUGAUUUUUAAUUUAACAGCAGUGAAGUCUCCUCUUUCUUGCAUACAGUAGGAAAUCAGACCUGAAAUGAACUCAAGCAGCAACAAGAAGAAUAUACAAGUGCACUUUAAUUUCUUCCUGUAAAUAUGUAAUUAUAAGUGUACACUACACCUGACUUGACUAAAAACAUUAUACUUUGCCUAGGGCCUUUGUUUCCUGCAAAAUUUUUGAAAUUGUUUUAUCUCUGUCAUGCCCUCCUCCCCCCUCAAAUGAUAAGAAUCAUUUAAUAUACUAACAAUGUUACCAUCUUCAGUUCCGAUGAAUGGAAUGCUUUUGUACAAAAUUAUGAGUGAGUCAUUAUAAGUGCUUAUGGAAGGGAGGGUCUUUUUGUUGUUUUAAGUAUGUAUCACAUUAGCUCAUACAGCAUGCCUUCAAGUCAACAUGAUGAGAUUCCAUCGAAUAAAAUGUGAAGUUUUCUAAUCAAA